AUGAGUGUCAAGAUUAUUCUCCUGGUUGUCGUCGUCGCUGUAGCUGUCUUCAUCGUCACCGGAGGCUGCAUGAUGUUCUUCACCGAUCUCUUUGGUUGGAAGAACAAGGGAGAUGUCGACUCCGUGAAUGCCACAGAGGGCGCCCUGCUUCCUGGUGGAGAUCCCACAUUGACACCAGAUGAAGAUGGAAUGGUCGGCGGAAUGUUCCCCGAUCACAUGACCGAUGACCUCAAGCUUAAACUCAUUCUCAAGGCUCUGGAUAUAUUAAAGACGCUGGACUUUGAGGAUCCGGACUACGUAAGGACUCUACUGCCCGGCUGGGAUGACAUGACCGACGAACUCAAAGUGCGACUGAUAUUGAAGGCUAUUUCACUGUUGGAAGAUAAACCACUGACAUCGAUGUUUGCUGGUCACGUGGUAGCUAAACUCAAACUUACCCUUCUUCUCAAAGCCAUCGUAAUUCUGAAGUAUUCAUUAAUUUUUUUUCUCUUUAACUUUCAGGAGGUAAAAGUGGACCUAAGUGAAAUUGCAGACGACCUCGACGACCUGAAGUUCAACCUCGUUAUCAAGGCGCUUCACAUUCUCAAGGUGUACCGAGGGGACUUUGAAGACACAGUUUUCAACACGAAGAGCAAGCUCCACCUCAAACUGAAGCUGACACUAAUCUACUUGUCCCUGUACAAGUCGGGAAGGCGCCAUGCCCGUGACGUCAAAAACAUCUGGCCAGUCAGCGAAGGCGAGGUGGAUUUGGACAGCCAAUCAAAACCGUCCGUGCGCGUGAGGAUCGACAAUGGCGCCUUGAUUCCCGAGCCAAUUACGCCAGAGCAGACGACACCAAAAGAGCGGGAAAUUCCUGGCAAGAAGAAGAAAUUGAUCAAAAUCUUCAAGUUCCUCAAGUGGUUACCCAGGGUGCUUCACAAGAAAGGACAUUAAACUCUAGUCUACAUACAAUAAGAAGUCUUGUAAAAAAAAUAUAUGUAAAUGCUCAUUAUCAUCGAACUACAAUGAAUAAAUGUACCACAAAUUGCACAAUUUUGCAAAAAAAUGACCCUAAGCAACUCAUCCAGAAGGUUUGUUGAAAUUCACAAACAAUGAUGACAGCAACAUUAUUUUGUUGAAAUAUAGCGGUGGUCCUGUCAAAGUUUCGAUGGCCUAUAAGAUAUGGCCUACAGGAACAUGUGUGUAAUCUAGUGAUCAACCUAAUGCAAAAUAAUACAUCAACAAACCGUAUUUAUUGGUACUCAAUUAUGUGUCAAGGACACAUGAAUGUGUUUUUCACCUUUUUCGUUUUACAUUAGACCAUUCACUCUUUUGUCGCUUAUUAACAGGAACAAAUAAAACACCUUUAAACCAUUUAUUUUUAAAUUCAUGUAGUUUGAAUUAUUAAUUUUACUUAACUAAUUUUACAUUUCGUAUGUGUAUCUAAUC
This is a messenger RNA of Patiria miniata (bat star), 1428 nucleotides long. RefSeq lists its product as uncharacterized. Lineage: Eukaryota; Metazoa; Echinodermata; Asteroidea; Valvatida; Asterinidae. The transcript is spliced from 6 exons. The coding region runs from base 1 to 933 and encodes 310 amino acids. The record is from RefSeq and is a predicted model, not a curated record.